GUCAGUAUGUCGCAGGUCCAUUUUAAGUGCAGCGAAGCGGCGGCGACGCUGCGCGAGCUGUUGCUUGCGGCGAUCGAACGAGGUAUCUCUGUAGAAGACUCGUUUGGUCACUUUGAUCCGACGGGCGAAGGCGUGGUGGACUUGUCGCAGUUCAUCCUCGGGCUGCGGACGUUGGGCAUUCCGCUGAGUGUCGAAGCCGCGAGCUUGCUUCUUCGUCAGUUGUCUGAUACGAGCACGACACAUCUCACCGUACAAGACUUUCAUCGUUUAUGUAUACAGCUGCCUAAACAGCCACGGAAAAAGCCACCGAAACACCCAGUCGUCGCCAACGCAAAGGCCAAACGACACAAGCUCUCCCAGGACAAUCAUACACGUCCCACUCAAGCUUCGACGGAACAGCGUGUGGCUCAGGCCCAGGGGCUGCCCCAGUGGGCACACGACCGCAGCAAACGCGCGUUGAAAGAACUCCAACAACUGUCCAAGAACCUUAAACCAUCGCCCUUGCAUUUGGGACCUCGUAACGAUUUUAAGGAUGGAUUAUUCAGCGAAGACGAAGAUGGUGACGACACGGGUCUCAACGGGCCAGCGACGUCCCCGCCCGUGCGCCCGUCGACCCCACCUCCAGAAACGACCUACGAUGGCACCCGAUGUCAAGUGUAUGCUGUCAACGACCACGUCGAUUUACGGUAUGCCAUCUUGACAGCUCCCGUGGACGCCGUGGAAGACAGCAUGCGGUGGACGGGGGAAGCCCAAGCCCUAGACCAUAGCCAAGUGACUCGGCACCUGAAAACACCGAAAUCCCAACUGGGUGUCAAGUUGAUUGCUGUAAUUGAUGUGUUUCAAACGCUCGACGUGGUCGAAGCGGCGCUCCAGCCUCUCUUUCAAAUGUACACGUCGGCCAAGGUUCUCGUGAUAGGCCACCCCUGUCGAAUGGACAGCGCCACAGUGGUCAACAACGUGAUGCUGGCGACGUGGAUGGGGCAGUUGAUCACGCAUUUAUUACAUUCGCACGAGUGGACUGUCCAGCCAAAGUACGGUCCUGGAGGAACUCCUCAGUUCCUCGUCGGAUUUGGGUCGGGGGCGUCGGUGGCGGCGCAUUUCACGCUGAUCACUGCGCCACAACAACCGAAAUUGCACGUGUUGAAUCAAGCGCUGCAUGGAUUGGUGCUGUUCAAUGGAUUUUGUUGCACCGACGGUAUCAAAGCCAAAGUCCAGCAGUUGCUCCAUUCGUUGCAGCACGCCAAGCACGUGACAGAAUCCCACCAGCAACUGGCUGCGAUCCUCUUUAGCGACUCAUAUUUGAACCACGAGACAAGGGACAAGGCACUUACUGAGUUCUUCCGCCACCGUCGCGGCUUUUUUGAUUCACCGUCGAAACGGAUAUUCACUCAGCUAUUGAAAGGCGUGCUUAAACACCAAGACUUGCGCCCGGUACUGAGCAACCUGCACAUGCCGUUGUUUGUCGUUCACGGCAGCCACAACUCGUGGAUUCCCCCUGCGCAAGUGUCGUAUUUUCAGGACAAGCGCCAACUAGCCUUGUCGUUGGACGACGAACUCACUUCGUCGGGGGGGGUUGUACACGUUUCGUGGCUCAAGGGUGGUCACGAGCUGCUCCAAGAACGACCGACAUUUCUCCAUUCGUUUUUAGACCAGCUUGUAACCGCCGCCCAGCGAGCCAUGCAAGCCCAGUCGACGUCCGCUGACGAUAAAGGGGGAGCUGACGACAAACUUGUGGAUGAUGGAACCAGCGCCGUUGCCGGGGGUGCUAACAUUGCAAUGGACCGAUUGGUUGGGGACGGUGACGUGGACGAGCUCACGGUGGGCCAAUCCCCCACCAUCACCCGGGAUACGCGAGAUAUGGACGACGAUAAUAUCCCCCAACUGCUUCCAAAAGUCCAAGAAAUGUACCAAACGCUCGGGUUGAACGGCAUUCGCCAAGAACUGAUCGAUCGCGACAUCGACGUGCCACUGGGACCGCCAGACCAAGUUCUAUGGCUGCUAAAUCGGACAUUAACAGCAGAAGCCGACGCCGCCCGCGCAGCCGACAUAAAAAAAGCAGCCAAACGAGAGCUCGAGCUCGACCACGCCCGACAAGUCGAACGUCAACACGAAGAAAAACACCAGAAAAAACUACGGGAGCUAGCGCGGCAACAAGCGCGGUUUCAAAAGGAAUCGAUGGCGUUUAAGGCCAAAGAGGAGGCGCGCCUACUCCAGCAAACCAUCGCGCAAGCCGAAUGGACCGAGCGCAGUGCUAUGGAGGCCAGCGAUCAGCAGAGCCGACGUCGCGAAGCCCACGACGCCAAAAUGCUGCAAUGGCGGGAAACAAACUCAAAUGCGCUGUCGACCGUCGACGUGUUGAACGAAGAAAGACAAGACAAGCGCGACGAACAGGUUGCGAUUCAACAAGGGUUAGACCGAGCCGCACAGCGCGCCAAACUUCAGGCAGAUUUAUGGACACUACAACGCCAAAUGGAAGCCAACCAAGUGACAUUACGUGGCGACGUCGAAGGAUAUGCGAUCGACUGUCUUAUCCGCAGCCACGAAAUCCCGACGCUUGUGCGCGGCGUGCACUGCUUGAUCCAGGAUGUGCAUGCCGUUCGAAGCCAAAAGCAGAGCUCAUUGGCCCGCCAACGAUCGAGCCAGGCCAAUCAGCAGUCGAUUCAGGCCACCCUCGACGACACGAGUCGCAUGUACCACAACUUGCUUCGAGUCCUCCAGCGCGCCGAAGACGAAAACGUGAUUGCCAAGCCCGAAGCUGGCGGCACUGUCCGGUUGAUCCCCGCGACAGCUCAAGGCAUGCGGCUCUUACGAGACAAAAUCAACGCCUUGCAUCAAGAGAUGACGCACUUGACUUCGGUCGUCGCCGUGGCAAAUGCAGAGGUGGUCAUGUUUGAUCGGGCGAUGCAAAGCCUGGCGGUGCUGCAAAAACGCACCGAUGUCGCAAUGAGCACCUUACAAGGCAAGGUCAAAGCCAUGUUGGCCGAAGCGAACGAGGACUUGGCCGUGCUUCGGGAAGAGCAAGAAUCGGAAGCGUUGGCCGACUCGAAACGUCUCACAGCCAUUAAUUCCACCGAGGCGCGUGUCCACAAGAUCACAGUCGAACUUGAACGCGUGGACACAUUAACAACUCCGUACAUCGACACGGACGUGUACAUUGCAGGAACACUCCAACGCGUGGAGCGGCACAUCUUAACGUCCAAUUUACAAGCAGAGCGCAUGAAACUGCAGCAGCAGUUGGAAACGCUCCAAACGCAAGCCGCGACGGCCAAAGUACACCGCACGAAUUUGCGGGCCCAGGGCAUCGAGCUCACGGACGCGCUGGUGUCGCUGCUUCAGGCUGACACCAUGUUGGCCGACGUACUGGCGAUGGAUGGACCUUCGACAUCCUCCUCCUUGUCAUCACCUUUGGCGUUUGAGUCUCGUAAUGACGACCCGUCCAAAUUGAACGCUUUGCAGCCACCCAUUGUUCUUGCAUCGAGUGUGGACGUCUCGACAACCAUCCGCCGAAAAGGCGUGCACGAGCGCUCGCUGGACGAAAAGAAGUGGGUGGCGUUGGAUCGGCUGCUGUCUCCAGCGUUAUACCUGACCCUGUCUGAACCAGACAUCCAGGAAAUGCGACUCAACGCGCACUACAACACGUCGCUGACGGCGGUGCAAAUCUCGCGGUUGCUGCAGCUGCCUGAGCGGGCAAACCUCGCGCUUCCAUUUUUGAAGUCCACUGAAGAGGUGCAGGCCCACAAACUGUUGCGGCAGUAUACCAAGGGCGACGGCGAGAGCUUUUUCAAUGCGUUGGACGUGCAAUUUGCCCCCCCGCGGGAGCUCAUCCAGGACCUGGACACGGCCAUACACAAGCAAAUGGGCGCUGCGCUUCGAUUGAAACCCAUCGAAGCGUGUAGUCCGGUCGAACGAGCGUGGCGCGACUGCGAUCGAGUGCUCCAGGAGGACAAGGAAGGCGGUGCUGCAGAUAGAGUAGUAGCAUCGUUACCCUUGGGACUUACAAGUAUACGCGAGCUGAAACAACUGACAACGCUGUCGCAGAGCGACCACCCAGCGUGGAAAGUCCUCCAUUUGUAUGGAAGCUUGAUGCCUCCUCGAGUGGUGGUGGUGCACACGCUCGCCGACAUCGUCGCCGCGCCGGAGCAUUGCACGAUGCUCGUAGACUCGAACCAGCAGUCCAAGCUGAUGGAAUUGACCGACUGCCGCCUUCGAGCCCGACAGAGUGCCACGCACGAGUUUCAACUGCACACGACGGCACUUCACUUGACAGUUUCCAUUGUAUUCGAAGGCAAGUUUACCAGCAUGGGGUACCAAGUCGGCCGAUUGGCAGCGAUGUUGUACUACAUGAGUGGGGACGCCCCAGCCCCCAUCGGUCAAGUGCUAUAUAGUGACAUAGCUCUGAACACGAGGGAAUCGCUGGGGCGGGUGGUGUUACGGCACAAGCCAAGUCAAGUUCCCAUUGCCCAAGGAUCAUACCACAUUGUUGUGGGUUGUCCGAGUGAAACCAAAUACUCAAUUAUAGUAAGUUGCCACCUUGUGAGCCCCGUCGCAGCAUUUGUGAAACAAGCCAAGCAGUUGGCACUGACCCACCAAGCACGCCUCCCCAUGGGCCGCCAGGAAAUCGACAUGUAUUGGCAAAGCAUGCGACUCGCCGAGCGCAAACUCAACUUGGUCAAACUGGCAGCUGCGGACGCUAUGGCCAAAGCCAAAGAAGCCGAGAUGGUUGUAGCGUCGACGCAGGAAUUGCUGCACUCGUUUCAGAGCAACUCUGAAAUUGCGACAGACUCCUCCAACCGCACGCACUUGUUGACCAAGAUGCGGGAAGCAGAUCGGAUGUUCACCAAGCAGUGCAAACUGCACACGAUUCGGCAGGAAGAAUGCCGCGAUAUUCACACGGCGUUGGCCCAUUUGGCUUCUCUCCACGCGGACUUGCUGCUCGAACGGGCGCGGCUCGAAACGUCCUUGCGCGAGUAUCGGCAGUAUUUGCCCGACGCCACCGGCCGCCUUGAAGGCCAUACUGCGGGGUUCAAAAUUGGGUAUGCGUUGGGCGCUGACUACCACGUCGUCAAGACGGCCAAAAUGAGGUGGCGAGAUCUCGCAGCACUCAAAGGCCAGCUGCGGACGCUCUUGACGUCGGCCCAGCGUGUGCGCCGAAAAUACAAAAAAAGUCCCCUUUCGCUCAACCCCACCGAGCGGCAAUGGAUCUUGCUGGAUCGCAUUCGGUUCCCUGAUUUCUACUUGUGGGAACAAGAAGCUGUGCAUGCCACCGAGAUGCUCCAUGGAUCGUCCUUGGCGCCCCCAGGUAUGGACCUAACCGCUCAUGAAAGGUCGCUGCUUGCGUGGACCGCAUCGGAACUGGAGCGCGUGCUCACGGCGCCAGUCAACCAGCUCCGAAACAAAGAAUUGCAGCUACGAAAGGCCAUGCUCGUGUUCAGAGACACCAAAGUAGCGGCGGUGCCGGCGGCGUUGUUGGCGUCUUGGCGCACCAAACUACCUAGUGACUUGAAGCCAGAACAGAGGGAGUGGGUGGCCAUGGAAAGAGUAUUACACCCCGAUUUGUACUCGACCAAACUGACACCAGCAGUACCCACGCACUGGACAAAGGACAAACUGUUGAGUUUGAUUCAAACUCCAGAAGAGCAGAUAUCAAUUUUGCCGCCCAAGGAGCGGCACGUGCGGGACCUCUUAUGGCACUACGACAAUGUAUUUUGCCUUGAAUUGGUCGCGCCGAAAGCAGUCCCAGUGUCCCAUCACGCAGUUAAUCACACCCAGCAAGGCAUGAAAGUCGAAGUGGACAUCGACCUGCGAUGCCGUCUAGUGCAGCAAGAACUAGACCGCGCCAUGGCCAACCCGAAUGAUAUGAUGGACUCGUCGAUUUUACACAGCGCGCCACAGCGAUUUCCGACUCAAGUGCUGCGAUUAGAACUGGAAAAAGAGCUCGAUAGAUUGUUAUUGAGUCAAUUGUAUGAGCGCGAGAUGGCCGAGUGGAAGGCGUUGGCGGCGUCGCUCGACAAAACAGACGAUGGAGACAGCUCGGAUUCAGACCCUGAAGCCCAGAUCGCCCGCCUCGCCAAAGCCAAAGCAGCUGGUAAACCGCAGUCGGGCACGAAAAAGGCAACCAAACCGUCGUUUCAAAAACAAAAGCGCGCCAUUCAAGACGCGUUGGUGCCAAAGACGAUCGAACGCGAGCAACUCGAUGUCGAACGCAAACAACUCGGACCAGGGGGGUGUAUGGCGUGCAAAGCCAACCCGUGCAUGUGGACGCCAUAUCUGGACGACCGUCUGCCCACCAUCCAACAUCGCGUGCACUUGCUCCAAGAUGAGAUCGAACGGGUGAAGCGCAGCAAGGAGACGGUGGUGUCCUCUGCCACGUGCCUCACGGCGCUCCGAAGCGGCGGAGGUGCCGUGUCCUUUCGCAAGAUGGAUUUGUUUAGCGAGUUGACGAUGGAGUGCCGGGUGUGGGAGAAGCACUUGCGGCUGCGAGCGAUCGACACGGAGCUCCAUGCCGCGUACAACUGGCCCGGCGACCACUUUGAAACCGUGGCUCUGCACGGGUUCACGCAGAUGCAACAAACGGAAAAGGUCAAGGCGGCGCUGACUCGGGAACAAAAUACGCUGGUGGCGCAGUUGGUCGCGAACGAAGUGAUGGAGGACAUGCUCGAGUUCAUGCUGGAAGGCUGGGUAUUUGGCGAACGAGAGUCCCGUCGUCAGGUCCAGGGUUACGUCCCCAGUGUAUACAAGGAAGGGCCACUGACAGUGCAUGCAUUGCGGUCCCUUGCGUUCUUGGAUCGAGACACGUUGGCUUCCGACGCGGACGAAUUGAAAGACAUGAACGAAGCCAAAGCCAAGUUUGGCACACCCUUUGACAAAUGGACACCCAUCGAAGUAGACGCGCAGGCCACACAACGCCGCGGAAAAGCCGUCCAAGCAGGGUCGGCGGUAGCAACGGUCCUCAACGAAACGGAGCAAGCGCUCAAGUUUGGCCUGUUUUGCAUGACGCUCAUGUACUUUCGAGGGUUGAGUUUGUUGCAAAAGCAGAAAAACGUGUGGAAUACCCACGCCAGCAAACCACCGCCACCGACCACCAAACUCGACAAGCCGUCGGUGCUUCAAGGCGAACGCGCCCGUCAGGCCAACCGCCAGCGACGAUUGGACGCGGCAAAUGUCAAAGCCAAAAUCGGCCUCGAUCGAAAAUACUUGCGCGAGCAAGAGCGCAUGGCGGCGUAUCGCCAAAAGUUGUACGCCCAACACCGCCUCGCCAAGCAAGAAACCAGAGCUUCCACACAUAUCCAACGGGUGUUUCGGGGAUAUUUGGGGAGAGGAGCCGCGGCGAAAUGGAAACUGCGGCGAGCAGAACUGGAGGCCCAGAUGGCCCUGGAGCUGGCGGCCGCCACGACCAUGCAACGCGCCUAUCGCGGCCGGUUGGGCCGGUUGGCAGCGGAAGCUAGGCGCAUCGAACUGGCCGAAUUUAUUGCUCAAAUCCGAGCCGACGAAGCCAUUGUCGAAGAGGAGGAGUAUUGGAAGCACCACAUGUCGGAGCGGCUGCGACGGCGGAUCAACGGGUUUUUGCAACGCAAAGCCGCGUAGUUCAGUCUAUACUUGUAGUAAAUUUAUAAUAACGUACUCAUUACUAUUCCGGAG
This is a messenger RNA of Aphanomyces astaci, 7638 nucleotides long. RefSeq lists its product as hypothetical. The coding region runs from base 7 to 7584 and encodes 2525 amino acids. The transcript is spliced from 40 exons. Gene Ontology annotation, molecular function: protein binding. The record is from RefSeq and is a predicted model, not a curated record. NCBI's taxonomy places the organism in Eukaryota, Oomycota, Saprolegniomycetes, Saprolegniales, Verrucalvaceae.